Brassica rapa (field mustard) is the source of this 8177-nucleotide messenger RNA. RefSeq names its product UDP-D-xylose:L-fucose alpha-1,3-D-xylosyltransferase 3-like. Gene Ontology annotation, molecular function: UDP-xylosyltransferase activity. Gene Ontology annotation, cellular component: Golgi apparatus. The record is from RefSeq and is a predicted model, not a curated record. Lineage: Eukaryota; Viridiplantae; Streptophyta; Magnoliopsida; Brassicales; Brassicaceae. Gene Ontology annotation, biological process: rhamnogalacturonan II biosynthetic process.
UUAGAUUUAGGGUUUAGGGUUUAGUGUUGAUGUUUUAGGGUUUAGAUUUGAAUGUUUAGGGUUUAGGGUUUUGAGUUGAUGUUUCAGGGUUUAGGGUUGACGUUUCAUGGUUUAGGGUUUAGAGUUGAUGAUUUAAGUUUAGAGUUGAUGUUUUAAGUUUAGAUUAUUUAACCUUAUGUUGUUUUUUGUCAAAGUUAAUCAAAAUGUUUUAAAUGUCUUUUAGUCUUCAUUAAAGAUGAUGAUAAAAGUGGUUACUAUAAACAUGAAAAGUGAUAACUUGAAAAUGGUAUUUUUGGCAAUUUCUCUUGAAAUAACGGGUCCGACAUUGUUUCUUUUUUUGACAUGAGACGGCUAUUGUAUUAGUUAAACUUGAGGUGUAUAGGCAAUCAAACUAGAAUAGAACAUCCAACAAAAUAAAGUUUCUUAUGGAAAGAUCUUACAGUUCUAACUAGAGAAUCUGAAAUUGCAUUUUGUCAUCAAGGAAUGUAAGAGCAUCAUUAUCCAGGAUUUCUUAGGGCGGGGUUCUUACGGGAAUAUAAUAAACUGUUUCUUAAAUUAAAAAUUAAGAAACAGUUUAUUAUAUUCUCCUAAAAACUCUGCCCUAAGAAACCCUGAAUAAUGAUGCUAUAAGAUAUCUUGAAUUCUUGGAAUCACCUUUGAAGAGUCUUUAUUUCUUCUAGCUCUAUUGAGAAGUUUGGCAAUGCAUGAGGUUCUUUAAUCACAGCAUGUACGUUGCAGUCUAUUCCAAAAUUCUGGCAAAUUGAAUGACAUAACAUAUUUUUCAUUGCCCAAAUCAAUGCUUUCUAAUUCUGAAUGCAAAAUUGUCUCAUGUCGUCUUAUAUUUUGUUUCUCCGUUAAUUAGAUUUGUGGAGAGAUGUCUUUCAAAACUCAUCCGCAUCCACUGAACUUAGAGGUGGGAAGCUCAUGAUCCAUCUACCAAACAUAUGUCCUCCAUCAUGUGUGGCGUUACAAUGUCCUCUACCAUAUGCGUAUUUGUGUUCUCUUGAUAUGCUUUUUCUUCUGCAUAUGGUCUUUCUUCAGUAAAUUUACAUAUCGUUUAUUAUUCUCCAGAAAUUUUACCCCUGUCUAUGAUUGAUUCUCAAACCUUGUCGAAACUUCUCCGUGACAUACAUAAUAACUAUUCUUGAAUAUGCCUUGAAAAAAAUGGUGAUAUAUACCGUUCUUUCUUGCAUCAUGUUGCUUUCGGUUUUGACAUCGUGCACACGGACAUAACAAUGUUUACCUCUUUUAAAAGAAUUUUGAUUACAAGCAAAUGUAAUAAAUUCCUUACAACUUUUCAUAAACUCUUCUGAAACAAUUUGGAUCGAAUCAAUGUGUAGAUCCAUCCAUUCUAUAAAUCAAAAAUUAUAAGACUGUUUUCACUCGUUUUGUUGAAAGAACGUAUGCUAUCUUAAGUUGUAAAGAAAGUGAAACCAUUUGUAUUUAUUUAUAGUCAAAUCAUAGUCGCGUAUAUAUCUUUGUUUUUGCCAAAAUUGCAGAAACCUUUCAUCUUUUCGUUGCAGUCAAUAAUGUAGUUAUCGUGGAUUAUGGCAUAUUUUCCUUUUGUCUCUUUAACCCAUGUCUAGCUCAUUAAAUAUAAUCUCCCUGAUGGGAUAUGUUUCAUCUGAACUCGGUACGUACGAGAUCAACGCACAAAUUCAGUUGUGAAUUACUUUAAAGACAUUUAUUGAUAAAAGAUGACCAUAGAGAGAAAACGAUGAAACCGUAAAUAUAUGAUGAACUCGGCAAGAAAGCCAAUCAAACUUCUGCGGGAUUGUGAAUAUACUUACUUACGAAAAUCUUUGGGACCAGUUCGUGGCAGAAACAAAGAUAUAUACGGAACUAUGGUAUGUGCUUAAUUCAUUACGAAUUCAAUAUUUUAGUAAAUAGUGCUGUUCGUUUGGUUGACGCAGCUUCCUGCGGCUGCGUCUACGUCAAUCUUUUUCAUAAAGCUAGUUCGUUUGAUUGACGCGGAUAGCUGCGUCUGGACGCUGCGUCUAAACGUUUUGUCCGGCGUCGAUAAAAUUUGAACGCCAAUAAAAUCAGCGGCCAAGACUUAAACUCUGCGUUUAUAAACUAAUUUACCCUUGUGCCCUUACAAUAUUUCAAUAUUUAAAAAAUGACCUAAACCUAAUUUGACGCAUACGCAGCUCCAUCUCAUGGGAAGACGCAGCUCCAUCUCAUCUCGUUUCACGCAUCGACUCUAUCAUCUCCAUCUUCUCCGGCUCGAGCUCUCUCCUCUCCAUCUCCGACGCAGACCUCGAGAUUUCUCAUCUCCGACUCGAACCCUCCCUUCUCCGACUCGAGCCCUCUCUUCUCUGACGCAGACCACGAGCUCUCUCAUCUCCUCCGAUUUGGGUUUCAAGUAUUGUUGAGACAAGAAGAAGCUGUUUUUGUGUUUCAUGAGUUUUUGAGAAUGGGUUUUGGAUCUGAUGGGGAUCCAAGAGAAUGGGUUUGUUCUGUUGUAAUCUUUUGUGUCUUGAAUACUUUUUGUAAUAGACUGAUAGGAUUUGUGUUGUUUUUGUGUACAAUUAAGCUGAUUCUCUAGAUUAAGCAAAUGUCUUUGUUCAUUUUAUGUGUUGAUUUGUGUUGAUUUUGAUUCUGUUAUCAGUGUCUUGCUACUGUUUUUGAAGUUUAUGGGGACUGAAUAUUAAUGUUACUUGAAGUUCUGAAUCCAGAAUACUUGGUAUUCCUCGUAUAUAAUCUGAAGUUGAAGGUUCUAAGCUUUUGUUUUGUUCUGUUCUAGCUGAAGAGGUUGCCACUUGCUACUGAGUUAAGUGGAAAAGAGCUAUAAAUGAGACAUACUUUGUUGUUGAAGGUUUUUCAGAAGUUUGGCAUCGCUGUUAACACCAAACGCAGGCGUUUACAACUUGUGAACGAGCUUUGGACAUGACUCAGGUUGUGGAAAGUGCAGAUGUUUGGUCUGGCCUUCAUGCAUCAUUCCUUGUUGACAUCUCAGAAACCGUAUGGUUGGAGAAAAAGCAUGCCUACAGUUUUCUAACCAUCUUGUAGAAGUGUGUAUAUCUUCUUUUGUGUCUUUUCUUUUUCAUUUGUUUGUCUUUUGAUUUUGAAGAAGACAGCCAAACAUUGUGUAACUGAUGUAUUUUUCAGUCGAUAAAUUUUUGUACCCAUAAACAUGUAAACAUAAUCUCAAACUGGCACAUCUAAUGAAAUCUGUUCACCAAAGUUACAGUCAAAUAAAAAGAAAAGAGUUGCAGUCAAAAUUCUGUUAUGGAAAGCAUCAUUAGAUAAUAUUGAUGACUGAUUUGUAUAUAUAUGAGGAGAAUAUCCACUUAUAACUUUGAUAUAUUAUUUCUGUUUAAUUUAUUUAAAAUGUUUUAGUUAAUAACUUAGUUUUUCUUUGCUUAUAACUUAGAUUAUCAUUUCUACUUGAUAUUAAAAUAUUUGUUUUAUUAUUUAAGAUUUGAUGUAUUAUUUAACUUUUGUUUAAUGAUAAAUAUUUUGAAGUAUUAUUUUUAUUUUAACUUAGCUUAUAAUUUAUGAUUUUUUUUUUUUUGACAGCAAGAAAUUUACAGACUCAUCUUGACUCUGUAAAUUUACUGACUAAUGUUAUCAUAAAAUAUUAUAAUUUAUGAUAAAAAAAUAUUUUUAUAUUCGUAUAUUUGACCAAAAAUUUAUAUACCAAGUAAACAUAAUAUUUUAAUGGAUGUAAAUAUAUUUAAAUUAUAUUUUUUAUUUAAAAUACAAUUUUACAAAUUUUUUAAAAUAAAAUAUGAAAAAAUAAAAAUGGCCGUAGCGUCUAUCAAACGAACAACCCAAAAAUAUGUUUCCUGCGUCGGCGUCAGCUUCAACUUCCUACGUCUUCUAAACAAACAAUAAUCUGCGUCGGCGUCGGCGUCUACGAAACGAACAACAACUAUUUUCAUUGACGCUGACGCCGAAAACUGCGUCCACCAAACGAACAGUACUAAUGUUCUCAUUGUUUACCGUUCAAAUAAAUAAUUUUCUGUUGUCCCGUUUUGUGAGAUUACCAUUUAGUUAAUCUCAAGUUUUAUUUUAAUCUUUCAAUAAUUUGUUUUCUCUGGUUAUCAAGAAACGGUACACAUAAAUUACAAUUACUUAGAUGCAGUAAACUGAAAAUUAAUUUUAAUCUCAAGAUAACAAGAAGAAAACAGAGAUACAGACAAGCAAACUUUUUCACUAAAAUAUUUAAUUCGUAAUGAAUUAAGCACGUAACACAGACGUACCAAAAACUAACUGGAUUUGUUUUUUUUUUUAUUUGUUUAUCGUGAUGAGUCAUCUUCUGUUCAUGCAAACCAUUGGAACACACGCUCGUGGUUAAUGUAUUCAUUUCUUGGAUUGUUGAACUCUGAAGUAGGAAGAAUUUUCUGCCAAUCCCCACUCCAUUUUCGCCUUAUUGUAAUGUUUUAUCUACACAUAUAAAUGCACGCAACACUAAACAUCAAACCCACAUAAUAAUGUAUAUUGCUUAUAAAAUAACACAUGUAUAAUACUGUAGGUUAUCACUGAUUUUGGUGUACGUUCUUAAAUUAAUAAAUUAAUAAGAAUGGAGAUUGAGUAUCUCUACACGUUGUUGCUGACUUUUUUGUUUCUUAUAUUUUCCAAUUUUCAAAACCGAUCCCAACUUCUGAAAAUUUUCUCACCAGUUUUGUUUCAUCUCCGGUUACAACAAUGGCGCAGCAGCAACAACGCCCAAUCUCAAACCGUCCCAUUUCAUUUCUAAACCGCAACGGUCUUUUCCUCCUCCUUCUAGCUCUCUUGGUAUUCCUCGGCGUAUACUUACCAUUAUCAGAGUCUCCGUUAUUCAUGUUUCAGAACAGAACCUCUUCUUCUUCUCCUCCUUCUCCUUCUUUUGUGGUCUCUGACUGGCGCUAUUAUUCUCUUGCCCAAGCAGCCAAGUUUGUGGCCAAGAACGGGACAGUGAUCGUUUGUGCAGUUAGUUAUCCUUUCUUGCCUUUUCUUAAUAACUGGUUGAUUAGCAUUUCUAGACAGAAGCAUCAUGAAAAAGUUCUAGUGAUCGCUGAAGAUUACGCUCUUCUGUACAAAGUCAACGAGAAGUGGCCAGGUCAUGCCGUUCUCAUUCCUCCGGCAUUGGAUCCAAAAGCCGCACAUCAUUUUGGUUCCCAGGGUUUCUACAACCUUACUUCUCGAAGACCACAACAUCUCUUGGACAUUUUGGAGCUAGGUUACAAUGUUAUGUACAAUGAUGUUGAUAUGGUCUGGCUACAAGAUCCAUUUAAGUAUUUACAGGGAGGCCACGACGUAUACUUCAUGGAUGACAUGACAGCGAUUAAGCCUUUAAAUCACUCUCAUGGUUUACCAACGAGCCGGAACGGAGUGACUUAUGUAUGUAGCUGCAUGAUUUUCCUGCGUUGCACUAGUGGUGCAAAGCUUCUAUUGAAGAAAUGGGUUGAAGAAAUUCGAACUCAGCCUUGGUCUAACACCGAAGCAAAGAAACCACAUGAUCAACCUGCUUUUAAUCGGGCACUUCACAAAACAACUCAUCAGGUAGAUGUCUACUUGCUUCCACAAUCAGCUUUCCCGUCAGGAGGAUUGUACUUUAAGAACAAGAAAUGGGUUAAUGAGACGAAUGGGAAACAUGUGAUAGUUCACAAUAAUUAUAUUGUCGGCUACAACCAAAAGUUGAAACGCUUCCAAGAUUUUGGUUUAUGGCUAGUCGAUGAUUUUUCUCAUGAGUCUCCACUGGGAAAAUUAGAGUCAGUCCAAGAGCAGAAUACUGAAGAGAAGAAACAGAAGGAAAGAGAGAAAAAAACAAACAGAAAAAGGGGUCAAAAACACAACAUCCUCAUAUACAACAAAUAUUAGAUCUUAAAACUAUUGCAAGGGGAUGUAUUCAGAUACAGUUUUUUUUUUUUGCUAUUACAAUAAAUCAACACCACAAUAUCACAAGUAUCUAUAGAUAAUGACACUCUUGCAUUUUCAAGCUUUUGCAGGUUAACACAUUAGUCAAUAAAAAAAAAUGAAAACCAAUCAAAACAGUCUAUUUUAUACAAUUCAGCAUUUGGAGAAGACAAGUUAUCUUUAACAAAAUGACACUUCUAAAUUUCAAAGCAAAAACCAAUAAAUUCCACCUUUCCAACUUUAUCUCCAUGUUAGAGAUAUGUAUGUACCGGUACGAAUGUAAGCAUAUUUUGAUUUUCUGCUUUAGUGUAUUUAUUAUUUGAUUGGUUUUCAUUUUUUGUAACUAUCAACAGAGUGAAUGGGAGAAGUCCAGACAUCAGAGAAAAGAAUGUCUAGUGGACGAGAAGAUGAUAAGGUAGUAUUUGAAAAUGGAAGCUUGUGUGUUUUAUUACUGAAACAAGAGUUGCAGGGUGGAGAUAACAUAUAAAAGACUGGUAAAUGAAAACAAAAAAGCAUUUGAUUAAGUGUUUGAGAAUUCGGAUGGCCUACACGAGAAUGCCAACCCAAUUUGGAGGUUUUAAAACAAGAGAAAGUCAAAACAUUAUUGAAAGAAGAAGAUGAUUCAGUCGGCCAUUCAUAGACUCCUUUACUGGCCUGUCCGUUGAGCAGUGUUUCCCCCGUUCUGAGAUCUUUCACCUGAAAAUCAAAGGGACACAUUUGAACCAUGACAUUGUUAGUUUUACAUAGCUUGUUUACCGAAAUGAGAUUCUUCUUCAUCGAAGGAACACACAGCACAUUGUUUAAAACUAAGGAUCUAGAUGAAGAGGGAAGUUUAGUUGAACCAGUAUGAGUGAUCGGGAGUCCAGUGCCAUUCCCAAUCAUGACGUUGUCGCCUCCUUCAUAAGGUGUGUGGAGAGACAUGUUGCUGAGAUCUGAUGCAAUGUGAUGUGAGGCUCCAAGCCAAGGCAACAUAGACAUGUCAGAAGGACUUGCGGCAGUGUAGUGAGCUUGAGGAUUCCACUGAGGUGGUGGCAUAGGUGGAGGAGCAUGCCAUUGCGACGUUUGCAUUUGUGGUGCUCCUGGACGGUAUUGCAUGGUAGAUGCAGAGGAGUAGUGUGGGCAGCGUCUUGCGCUGUGUCCUUGAACACCACAGAUUUGGCAUUUACAAAGAUAGCCACGGCCUCUUCCUUGAUGGCCUCCACGGGUUGGUGUUGUUCCACGGUAUUGAGGUCUCUGGUUUUGCUGAAACGGACGACUCUGAGUUGCAUUUGCUGUUAUUUGAGCAGAGGAGUUAGUGGUCUCUUCUGUAGUUGCAAGAGAGUUUUCUCCGAUGAGAAGUUUUUCAUGGAGUUCUUCCAAGGUUAUGGGAAUGUCCCGUCCAUUCACCAUGUCAAUGAUUGCUUUGUAGUCGUCAGAGAGACCUUCAAUGAUGUAGUCAAGGAGAUCUUCAUGUUCAAGAAAAGCUCCCAACAGAGCCAGCUGAUCGGCUUUAACUAAGAUACCACGCAUGUAGUCAUUGAUCGUUUGUGUUCCUUUGCUGCUUCUUUUCAAGCUCUGUUUGAGUUGCUUGAUGUGUGCUCUUGAUGGCUUGCCAUAGGUAUUGUGAAGAAGAGUCCAUAUUUCACGAGUUGUUGUUGCUCGAGGAACAACUGGUUGAAUGUUGAGAGUCAGAGUUCCAAGGAUGGAACUAUAGAGAAGACGAUCUUGUUGUUUCCAUACUGUGAGCGCCGGAUUUGGUGUUGUAACUCUGUUUGCAUCUGUGACUGUCUCCGGAGGGGUUUGAUCCGUAUCGUCUACGAAUACAUGGAGUUCGUGUGCUUCAAGUAACGCUUUGACUUGAAGCCUCCAGGUUAUGAAGUUUGUUGAGAUAAGUUUGGUGAUCCAUUCAUAUUGAGCGAGAUGAGCGACGUUUUCGUAUCAGUAGGAUUGAAAACAAGAGCCAUUAUGGCUGAGGCAUUGUUUGUGUUUGCCAUGUGUAUCGAAAGAAGAAGAAAAAAAAUUUAGAGAUGGAUCGUGUGCUCUGAUACCAUGUAAGAUAGAUUUCAAAGUGUAUUCCAUUGAUAUAGGAUAACAACAAUAGGUACAGAUAAUUAUCUACCGUAAUUAUCUAAUAUAGGAUAUACAAUAACAUCUUCAUCCUUUCAUGCUUCUCUGCUCACUCUUUAUAAGAUUCACUUUCUCUUUUGGGUGCUCUAUAUGGACUUUUGAUGGUACCUACGGGAAUUUUUUUCUGUUUUAAUGUUUUGUUAUUAUAUUUGUUUUGUUCUAACCACAAACUGUUUUGCUAUAUUGUCUUUCUAUCGGACCAUCUCAAAUAAGUGAAAUUCUGUGUU